This is a messenger RNA of Ziziphus jujuba (common jujube), 1266 nucleotides long. RefSeq names its product protein MEI2-like 1. The record is from RefSeq and is a predicted model, not a curated record. Gene Ontology annotation, molecular function: nucleic acid binding. Bases 1 to 1266 code for a protein of 421 amino acids. Lineage: Eukaryota; Viridiplantae; Streptophyta; Magnoliopsida; Rosales; Rhamnaceae. The transcript is spliced from 4 exons.
AUGGCUGAAUCGGAAGUUGCAAAGCUUUUGAACCCAGAAGCUCAAGAGUUCUUCCCUCAAAAGUCGACCCAUUUGUCACAUCCUCCUCCUCCUCCUCCUCCUCCUCCUUAUCCUCAUCUUCAUUUUCCACCUCCACCUCCAGCAGUAUCAAACCCAUUCUUCUACUACACCACCACCACUACUAGUACUGCUCAAUCUCCACCUUUUCACACUACUUUCUACUACACUACUAGUACUAGCACUGCUAGUUAUGGCUUCCAAACUGAACCAUCAAUAUCACUCCUUAGCCCACCGCAAGCUGAAGCUGAUCAUCAUCUAAUUAGAAACCAAAAAUUGCUGAAUGGACCAAAAUGGGAUAAAAAUGGUGGGCCCGUCUGCAACAAUAUGAGUCGGUGUUUGUCCGGUCGAAGAGUUGGAAGAGAUCAGGAGGUUCCUAGGGGUACUCAUCAGAUUAAUAGAAGAAUUAGGGAGCAGUUGAGGCACAACAAGCUGUUGAUGAGGAGGGAAGUUGAUGAUGGUCAUAUUCAUCAUACUCGUAGUAGCUGGAAGUACAACAACAACGAGAACGAUAAUAGGAGGAAUAAUAAAGUGGAAACUUCCACUAAUUGGAGUGUGGCUAUUAAGAAGAAGAAAAACAAGUCUGAGGUUUUGCCUAUGAUUCGUGGUGGAAAUUAUACCACUCUUAUGAUCAGAAACAUACCUAGCAAAUACACUCGGCAAAUGGUGUUGGAUUUUCUGGACCAUCAUUGCAUGAUGGAGAAUCGAAAGGUAGCGGCGGCACAAAAACUGGACGAUGCGGCAGAAGAAGAUGAUCAUCAUCAUCAAAACCUGUCAGCCUUUGAUUUCUUGUACUUGCCAAUGGAUUUCAAAAGUGGAUUGAAUAAGGGAUACGCAUUUGUGAACUUCACAAAGGCAGAGGCAGCUUGGAAGUUUUAUGAUACCAAGAACAAUCAGACGUGGGACCAUUUCCAGUCCUCCAAGAUACGUGAAAUAGCUAGAGCUAGACUCCAGGGAAAGGUGGAAUUGGUGAAGCACUUUGAGAAAAUGGGAUUUCCAUGUGAAUCAGAAGAAGUAUUACCAGUAUGCUAUUGCCCAGCUAGAGACGGAUCAAACAAAUGGGUUAAACAAAGGACAGUUGGUAGAAGACUUGUCUGCAUCGGCAGCAGCAGCGUGGAAUUAUUAGACAACAAGCAGGCUCAGCCAAAAGCUGCAGGAGAAGAGACCACCAAACUUGCAGCUGGUUACUCUUCUUCCAUGAUGACAUGA